Messenger RNA from Meleagris gallopavo (turkey), 7750 nucleotides. The record is from RefSeq and is a predicted model, not a curated record. Lineage: Eukaryota; Metazoa; Chordata; Aves; Galliformes; Phasianidae.
CUCUCUCAAGCUGUAGCCCUGUUUCUUGCUGACCGGUGGUGGUUAGUUGAUGACAUUUUGAAAACAUCUGUUCCUUCUAGAGAAGGGCUUCAGCAGGUGAAUUCUGUGGGGGAGAGGAUAGUUCUGUAUGUUCUGAAUCGAAUUAUCUAUCGCAAAAAUGAAAUGGAGAGAAACGAGACCCCAUUCCUUUGUCACAACAGUGAUGACUAUGCUAAGAUCAUGUGGAGAAAAGGAGAGGCUGUUGGGUUCUAUUCUGUUAAACCUGCAGGAGCUUCUGUAAGCCCAUACCAUACUUACUGUUACCAGCUACCAGUGCUGGACACAAUCUUUGUAAGAAAGAAGUGUCGUGGGAAAGACCUGGGGCUAAUGAUAUUAGAAGACUUUGUGGAAUCUUUUACUGAAGCCCCUCUUGGUCUACGGUAUCCACUAUCAUCUUUCUUGUUCAAAGCUUGUAAUCACUAUUUUGAGAAGCACCCUGGGAAUAAUGACCUUUUUUGCGAAGUGGAAGGAGCUGGAUUUUGGUUCCAGAGAAAAUCCAUUGUCUCUGUAUUGCAAAAGAAAGAACUCGCAAAGGGCUCUCAGAAAGCAAGUGUGAGUUUCCGGCAAUCUGCAGCAAAUGAACGGAAGACUGAGCCAGAAACACAGCUAAGUGCUGACUCUCAAAAAGACCAAGAAUCAUUGGAUGACCAUGAAAGCACAUCUGAAGAGCCGAGCGUAGCACACGUUUCCAUUCAGACACGAAUCAGUCAUUUAAAACGUCCCAAGACAGGAAAAAAUAGCCAGGAAUCUGGACCUGAAAUAUCGCAAGGAGAUGAGGAAAAUGUUCCUCGUGCAUCAGCAGGCAGGCCAGAACUUCCCACUCGCACAUCUAAACGCUUAGAAGUUAUUGAGGAAGAACCUGAGGUUGAUGUUGAAAGUGGUGAGGAAAUGAUCACUUCAGAAGAGGACCAGAGUGUAUUAGAAACUGAGCUACAUACAUCACCAUCUGAGAAGUUGAGUGAGAAGGAGGGAACUCCAUCUGAAUCUCUUAAUGGGGAGGUAGCAGAAGAAACUAGUAAGACCUUCAUUAUCACUGAAGAGGAAACUGCAAGUGAAGUCCUAGGAGUUGAAUCAAAGUUGCAGGCUGAGAGUCAAGAAGAACCCUUAACACUGCUUGUUCCAUUAAUCCUUGAGUCUUCAACAAAGCCUUCAGAAGACACUGUGUCAGAGAAGGUUUUAAAUGCAAAUGAUUCAGAAGUACUGACUGAAGAAAGUGCAAUGGUGGAGAAGAAGGGCAUUGAGGAAGACAAGCAAGAACCUGAAGAAAAAAAAUCAUCCACUGAAAAUGUAAAUGCUUUAACAUCAAAGGAAGAAGUCUCAAACAAUGGGCUACCAAACUCUACCAAAAGUGAAGCAGUUAAAGAAGCUGUUUCUGAAAGCGUGGCACGCAAACCAGCUUCCUCAGUGGAAGAUCAAAAUGAGGAAGCAGAGCAGAACUCACAGGAGGCUUCUGUUGCUUUGGGUCAGAGCUCCUUGAUAGUGGUUGAACUGGAGAGUGUUUCUUUUCAGCAGCCUUCUGGACAGGAAGGACAGAAGAACCAGACAGAAGAGCACUUGGAGGAGUCUUCUGAGCAGACAGAGCAGUACACGCAGACAGAGCAGUACACGCAGACAUCAGAGCGGGCGGCUGACAGCAGCUCUGAGGAAGCAGAAAUUGAGGUGCCCGUUGUGGAUCGGAGAAACUUGCGGAGAAAGGCCAAAGGUUACAAAGGUCCACCCAAGAAAAAAGGAAAGCCGGCUUAAAAUAAGUUGUUAAUUCAUCUAUUUGUACAAAAAAAACUUAUGUAAAACACUAGGGUGUAACUGAAACGUAUAGGACACAGACAUUCAAAAUAAAUACUGGGUUGGACUUCCUUUUGAGAUUCAUCACCUUUGCUCAAGAUUUCUUAAAUUUUUAACCAGUAGACAUUGAUCUUCUUCAGAGUAUGAAAAUAAGCAGCUCGUCUCCUUCUUUUAUAAAGCAUACAUGCUAAAUAAAGUUGUGCUAGCAAAGGAACAGUUUGCAUAUUUCAGGUGUCAGUCUUGGAAGGAAAAAUGAAGUGUGAAAUUCUGGCUUUGUUAAAGUUACUAAAAUUUUCAUAGAAUUUCAUGAGGCCAUUCAUCACAAAUUAUUUUAAAAGAAUUUAAAACAUUCGAGUGUUCUGCAUCUCUCCGCAGUAGAGAACAAGAAACAUCCCUCCUCUCUUCUUGUUAACUCCCCACAGGCUUUUUCAGAUGAGAUUAGAAGAAUGCCAGAUUGUAAUUCUAGGUCUCAAAAUAUACAAGAAGUUAUAACUCUGUAGAUCAAAACAGCAUAAUGGAGCAUCUAUCCUUCAUUGAGUCAAACUGGAGAGAAUGGCUCUGCUUCUGACUCCAAACUAGCAAAUUUGAUUUGCUAAUCACUUGAAACAGCUGAGUUACCAGUAACAAAAGCAGCGCAGCAUCUACCAUAGCACACACCUGAAAUAAAGUUUAGAGUUUAGAGUUGUGUGCACAGUAAACUAUAUCUGUAGCUUCCGAAGUGAAUGUCUUAUUAAGUGUGAGUUUUCCCAGAAUGUAUGGAGUGAGGGCUCCAGUACACUUACGAAAUUGUUUGAACAGCCUUCCUAACUACUUGCAUGUGCUGAAUGGAUACUUGCUUACUUGUUAUGUUAUGGGACAAGACAAUUUUUGAUCUAGUAUUGGUCUGAUUGGAAGUGGUGCUUUGUGUUUUCCGGAUAAUUAGCUGAUGCUGUUAAAAUGUUGUAACUGCCAGGUAUGUGACUCCUGUGAACUCUGAAAUUUCAGGUGAUUGUGACAUUUAUUAGUGUCAAAGUAUUAGUGGAUGUUUCAGCGAAUGCUUUUUUUUUUUUUUUUUUUCCUAAACUUCUAUGCCUUUAGGUGUUAUCAGGAGAUUGUUGCAAAUAUUUGUGAUUCCCACUUCCUUUUUGUAAAUUGAUUGUAAUUUCUAGACGAUUCCCAGUUCAUAGAUCUUACUAAAAACAGGAACUAAACCUUGCUAUAUACAAGCAGAAAUACAAACAGGCUAUUAUGCAUAUUUAUUUUCAGAAAUUCUCCUAGCAAAGUAUAUAUUUAAUAUAAUUUGUCAGCUUUACAUUGAGUUACUCCUUAAUUUGCAAUAUGUUUAUAUCAGUAAGUGAAAUUCCUCUUGUAAAGAGCUGAAAAGUAAGGAAUAAGAAAGAACAGUGGUUCUAGUAACAUGAAAUCACACGGCUAUUUGCCGUGCUAUCUAAUCUUAGAUUAAUAAACUAGUCUCCUACUGUGACUUGGAAGUGCUGGGCUUCUGAAAAUUGAUAUUAGGCUUCGCUUGAAUAGUUGCAGUGCUGUCUUAAUUUUUAUCCCUCCAUGAAGCUGAAGUAAGAAUCUAUUUUAUGCCUAUAGUUUAAGCCUAUUUAUAAAGUGUUUUAGCUAAGAUGUACUCUUAUUAUUUAUUUCACCUGUUGAAGUACAAUCCUAUUUUUAAUCUGUUAAAAAAAAGGCUUAUGUGGGAGGUGUUGCUUUUGUUUUUAUUAGACACAUGUAUUACACAAAUUUUUGAUUCAAACUUCAGAGUUCAGAGUGGAUAAGAUAACUGAGUUUGUUGGAUGUUGAGCAUGGUUGUAACUCCCUGUCAACGUGCAGUUACUACUUAUGAACACUGCAACUGACAAAUGUUCAAGAUCUCUUAUGGUUGUUUGUAAACACAUUCAAGUGAACCUUAAGAAUUCCUAAAACUAAUUAAACAUUUUUUAUAUAGCAUAUGGAACAAAACUUGUUACCGAUAGUAUGAUUUGUCUUAUAAUGCAAAGUUACUGUAGAAAAACAACAACAACAACAACAACAAAAAUACAUACAAAGCACACAUCUGUUACAUUGCUAAGGAUGAACCUGAUAGUUUAAAAAAUGCUCUUUGUAUGCAGUUUUUAGUCAUUCAUUUUGUGUUUGCUAGAGCAAACUUUACUACGUACUAAUCUGUUAAAUACUUCAAUUGGUACAAAUAUAUUCACAUUCAAGAAUUCUGUUGUUCACAAACAACUGGGAGCCACUUAUUUCCCUUAGAUGGAUUUUUUUUUAUGCAUAUGUUUGUCAUUUGGUUUUCCCUGUAAGGAUGGAAAACCCGUUGUGAGAAGGUUAUUUAACUUCUGAUAUUUCUUUUCGUGGCUAAGUUGGAACUAGUUUCAAUUAGUAUCUUAUUCUUUGGACAUUUAUGUAUUGAAUGCAGGGAAAACAGAAUUAUUAAAUGAGGUCAGUCUUGGUUUCUGCUGAAAACAGUCAGGUAUCUGAUCAAAUUCCAGAAAGUUUUGAAAUACUGAGCUAAAAUUCAUGUCUUUGGGUGUACUCUUGGGUAGCUAGCUCUGUUUGUUUGGGGUACCUGAGAUAGUAGCUAAUGGCCUGAUUGUUAUCUACCUAUUGUGGGCAGUCAUGGUGCAAUUAGCAGUUCUAAUAAGCAGUAUGGUCUUGAAAUCUAGAAAUAGUUCUUAACUGUGAUCACAGGAGUACUUCGAGCUAGAGUGGAGUUUGUUUCUCUAAUAAUUUCUUGGGCAUCAGUUGUCUUGCAGUAAAUAUUGAGUAGCCAGACCAAACUACUGAUUUAAAUAAUAGUUUGUAUUGUUGUGAUGAUUGUCCAGUUGGAACAGUAGUUUAAUAAUCUAUACCUUUCGUUACAUUGAAGCAAGGAAACUUAUCUGACAGCAGUAUCGACUGAAAUGUUUUACCUUGGGAAAAACUGUUUUAUGCCUUGACAGUUUUUCUUUUGUCGGUUCACUGUCUGACUUGAAUUGCUAAAGAAUUUAAGAUCUUACCACACCAGCAACCAAUGAUUAAAACAUCAAGUUCAUUUGUUUGUACCAGAUACUGUUACGGUAUGCUGAGAACUAGAUGUGUAUGGUGAAAGCGAGCAGUAUUAUUUUGAGCUUUAUUUAGCCUGGGAAUGGAGUUUAAAGAAUCUUUAUUUGUGAUUUCAACCUCACACUUAAAUAGUAAAUGGUUUUGUGUUUGAAUGCAUCACUUGUUAAAACGUUUCUCUUGUACUGCUGCUUAAUUUUCAAUAGAACUUGCUUUGUCUCUCAUGGUUUUUUAUGGUUUCUUCAUUUCUUGCAGAAUUCUUGUUUGCCAUUCUUAUGUUCCAUAGCCCUUUACAUAAAAAUAUGUAUUUAUUCCAAUUUGGUUUAAAUUUGCUUUAAAUAGGUCAUACUUUGUUUGUUGGUGUACUUCUUUUCCAUUUCAUUUGUGGGUGUCAGUAAUCAAAUCGAUCAUUUAGAACUUAUCAACACUACUGGGAUGAAAACAGCAAUAAAUAGGCCUAAGUUUCAUCCUUUCCUCGAGUGACCGUUAAAAGAUAUUACCAUGGGGAUAUACUUCUAUAUUUAUUUUCAUGAAUGUGGUGUUAGAUGUUUUUUAAACUAGUGUUUAUAAAUCCUAUGAAAAAUGUGAUGCUGUUCUAGAGUACUGUACUUAGAGCUAGUUAGUGCGUUCUGAAUUUUCCUUUCUUUGUAUUGUCUUGACUGCUUUGGAAAUGUUUUGAAAAAGUAAUAAAACUUAUUUUGUGAUUUAUUUUUAAGUAUUUGAUUCCUUUCUGCUAUGCAGGAGGCAUCUUUUAAAGUGGUUUAAUUCACUAGAACAAAACAGUGUAGUUACAUUAGGUGGUAUUUUGCAAUCUAUUAUCUUGCAAUCUGUCUGCUACCGAAGAGCUUUAAAUGCUGUAAGCAUAUUCAUUGAAAAAGAAUUCCUGUACUUUAAAAAAAAAAAAAAAAACCGUAUUAACUUAUGCAUCUUACGAAGCAGCCUAUUCUACAGCUUUUUAAGUAUGUUUACUGUAUGCAUUUUGCAGUUCCCAUCAUCCUGCAGUACUAUGAUCUUAUCAACUCUGUAUAGUGUUUAAAAUGUAAUUUUAUUUGCAAUAAUUGUAUUACUCAGCCAACAAGUCAUGUAUUUACAACACAAAAUAUAGUAGUGCUCUUGAGGCAGCUGAGUUUAUUCAUGUUAUUAAAAUGCAUUAAAAGGUAAUGUAACAUUUUGACAAAAUGCCCUCUCCCCAAGCAAAUUACUUACUAGCUUGUGACCUGCUUUUAGUUUUGAAUCACUUACCAUUGCAGAAAUAGACAAGAACCAUAGUCAGUUACAGUACAGAGUCCAGUCUAAGGCAAACUGGUAAACUAACAAAGUAGCCUGUAAGAGAGGGAAACAGUUAAAGUACUGCUUUUGUAAGAUGGUGUAAGAGAAAUCACAGAACGUGCAGAAGCAGGAGGCUCCUGGCUAGAGUUCCUGAUCUGGAAAUGCUGUUACGGUCAUGAACAUGAUUGGAGCAUCGCUUGUACAUGAGGCUGAGAGUGCUAGAGUUUAGUUAAAAGGUCUGAGGCUGGGGCAGCAGACAUCUUUCCCUUCUGUACAAAUACCUGCUCUGAGGGCAUAAAGAUGGAACCAGAUUCUUAGUGGAGCUCAGUAACAGAAUCACAGAAUCAGAAUCACAGAACGAGAAGCAGUGGCUACAAACUGAAAAAAUUCCAUUAAACUUCCUAACUUAUAAACACUCAGGGUGGUCAAACACUGGAUCUCAUUGCCCAUCGCAAGUCACCAUCCCUAGAGAUAGUUAAAACCUGUCUGAACAUGGUCCUCAGACCACUAUAGUUGACUCUGAUUUAAGUAGGAGGCUUAGACAGUUUCGGCAGGUUCUUUCAAAUUUUAUCUGCCAUCAUCUGGUACUCUGCUUAUUCCUGUAGCUUGUUGCAGGCAUGACAGGUGCAAGUAGCUGCCUCUUUUGUGUUUAAAAACAACCCCCCAGACUUCUCACUAUUUGGCUUCUGAAGAACCUUGAGCUUUGUUUGAAAGUCCCCUCUUACAAUGUUGUCGGAAUAAGAGGGUUCUCAUAAACUGGAAAAAAUUAAGGAUUUUACUUCAAAUUUGUGCUUAAAAGCUCCUCUGCUUGAACUGAAGUACUCUGUAAAAAUAGGAAUAAAUGGUGUGUAUAUCAGUGUGUGUUUGUAGUGAUAGAUGGUGCCUAGUUUAUUUACCACAAAAUUCUUGUCUGGAAGAAGUCAGUGUAAAAGCAGUUUUUGUUUCCUGUAUUUUGAAGAUGGAAGCUAAAUAUACACUACCAACUGAUGCUUGCGACUUCAGUUUCACUGUAAUGUUUCUUAAAAGCACCCAAGAUUGCUGUGGUGAAUUGUAAUAUCAGUACUGUUGUGCCACUCUCACAUUACUGCCUUCUGAUAUUUAAAGGAAUAUUACAAACAGGAGGGAAAUCAACUUUCUACACAGGCCGAUAGCGACAGGACAAAGGAGAAUGUUUUAGUUUUAAACUAAAGGAGGGAAGAUUUAGAUUAGGUGUCAGGGAGAAGUCUUUCACUGAGUGGGUGGUGAGGCACUGGUACAGGCUGCCCAGAGAAGCUGUAGAUGCCCUAUCCCUGGAGCUGUUCCAAGAUUGGGCUGCAUGGGGUGUUGGGCAACCUAAUCUAGUAUCUGAUCUAGUGGCUGGCAACCUUGCCUGGGGCAGGGGGGUUGCAACCCAGUAAUCCUUGAGGUCCCAAGCCAUUCUAUGAUUCCCUUCCUGCACACUCACAUAGCAUUUGUGAUCCAAACCCAUCCUUCUCCAGGGCAAAUACCAAACUGAGAGUUAAAUUUCUAAUGUCAGUCUGCAGCAAGACUGCAUUCUUCCACACCCCAACUGCAUUCCCAGCAGCAGGCUGCAAGUUCUUACGUAUCUCCAUAACUUCAGCUUUACAGUAAACCAUCGCAGGAGAUAAUGGCUGUACUU